Molecule: messenger RNA, 2178 nt
Organism: Candoia aspera
Lineage: Eukaryota; Metazoa; Chordata; Lepidosauria; Squamata; Candoiidae
Gene: TRPV5
Product: transient receptor potential cation channel subfamily V member 5
Exons: 15
Coding region: 1-2178 (725 amino acids)
Biological process (GO): calcium ion import across plasma membrane
Cellular component (GO): plasma membrane
Molecular function (GO): protein binding; calcium channel activity
Source: RefSeq, a predicted model, not a curated record
AUGGGGGUGCCCGCGCCUGAUGCGAACGGCCGCUUGGGCGCUCUGUGGAAGAGGCUGAGUUGCAGCUUACAGCUCUUUCUCCAAACCAAGGGCGGGCAGCAGAGCUGGGACGAGAUAUACCUGCUGCAGCUGAAAAGGAUAUGGGAAUCUCCUCUUCUCGUAGCUGCCAAGGAGAACAACAUCCAGGCUCUCAGGAAAUUAAUCCAAGAUGGUUCAUGUGACAUUUAUCAAAGAGGAGCAAUUGGGGAGACCGCUCUCCAUGUCGCUGCACUCUAUGAUUGCAUAGAAGUUGCUGACUUUCUUCUGGAAGUGGCUCCAGAACUCAUCAAUGAGAAGAUGACAUCAGCACUUUAUGAAGGACAAACAGCACUCCACAUUGCAGCAGUUAAUCAAAAUGUACAUUUAGUGAAAUGUCUGCUGAAAAAGGGGGCUCACGUCUCUACUCCUCGAGCUACAGGACACUUCUUCAGGCAUAACUCCUCACAUCACUUCUAUUUUGGGGAGCAUGUUUUAUCUUUUGCAGCCUGUAUGGGCCAUGAGGAAAUUGUUCGUCUGUUAAUUGAAAAUGGAGCUGAUAUCAGGGCACAAGAUUCUCUAGGAAACACAGUUCUUCACAUUCUAGUUCUUCAACCAAACAGAACAUUUGCAUGCCAGAUGUAUAAUCUCAUCCUCUCCUAUGACAAAGAAGAAGGGAAUUUGGAACCUCUGGACUUGAUUCCCAACAAUGAAGGCCUCACUCCAUUCAAACUGGCUGGAGUUGAGGGUAACACUGUGAUGUUCCAGCAUCUCAUGCAAAAGCGCAAGCAAAUAAUGUGGUCUUUGGGGCCUACUACCACCAUUCUCUAUGACCUUACAGAAAUUGACUCCUGGGGUGAAGACCAAUCUUUUCUAGAACUUGUUGUAUCAACAAAGAAAAGAGAGGCUCGUCGUAUCCUAGACAUUACUCCUGUGAAGGAACUUGUGAACCUGAAGUGGAACACAUACGGGCGUCCUUAUUUCUAUUUCCUGGCUCUAUUUUAUGUCCUCUAUAUGAUUUGUUUCACCAUGUGCUGUGUUUAUAGACCACUGAAAAAUCGUCCAGACAAUCAGACAGACAUGCGGGAUAACACCAUCCUUGUGCAGAAAACCCUGCAGGAAUCGUAUCUGACAUAUGAGGAUCAACUCAGGCUGGUGGGGGAGUUGAUUACAGUGAUAGGAGCCAUGGCAAUUUUACUCCUAGAGAUUCCAGAUAUUCUAAGAGUUGGAGCCACAAAGUACUUUGGACAAACCGUCCUGGGAGGACCUUUCCACAUAAUAAUCAUCACAUAUGCCUGUGUGAUCCUGAUAACCAUGGUAAUGCGACUGACAAGCACAGAAGGAGAAGUGGUCCCCAUGUCCUUUGCCCUGGUGUUGGGCUGGUGCAACGUCAUGUAUUUUGCACGAGGGUUUCAGAUGCUUGGGCCCUUCACCAUCAUGAUACAGAAGAUGAUAUUUGGGGACCUUAUACGUUUCUGUGGGCUAAUGGCUGUUGUGAUAUUUGGCUUUGCCUCAGCUUUCUACAUCAUCUUCCAAACAGAAAAUCCAAGCAAUUUGGGACAAUUCUACAAUUAUCCCAUGUCUCUUUUCAGUACCUUUGAGCUCUUCCUUACCAUCAUAGAUGGACCUGCCAACUAUGAUGUGGAUCUGCCAUUCAUGUACAGUGUGGUGUAUGCUGCUUUUGCCAUCAUUGCUGCUUUGCUCAUGCUCAACCUGCUCAUUGCCAUGAUGGGUGACACUCAUUGGCGAGUAGCUAGUGAACGGGAUGAGCUUUGGCGAGCACAGGUUGUUGCUACUACAGUCAUGCUUGAACGGAAACUCCCGCGAUGUCUUUGGCCUCGCUCUGGUAUUUGUGGGCAAGAGUAUGGGCUAGGAGACAAGUGGUUUCUCAGAGUGGAAGAGCGUCUGGAUUCCAGCAAACAGAAGAUGUUACGCUAUGCAGAGGCAUUUAAAAACCAGGACAAGGUGGAUUUUGAUAAAUUUUCUAGGAAACUACGCCAAGCUGAACCUUUCCAAUUCAAGAAAGAAGCAUCUCCAUCAGUCUCACGAAGCACUACUCUGAGUAGUUUCCACCGUGGUUGGCAAAUCCUGCGGCACAACACCUUCAGCCACCUUUGUGGGGAAGUGAAUCAUGCUUUGGAAGAAGAGGUCUACCAUGUCUGA